Molecule: messenger RNA, 3481 nt
Organism: Gorilla gorilla gorilla (western lowland gorilla)
Lineage: Eukaryota; Metazoa; Chordata; Mammalia; Primates; Hominidae
Gene: SORBS3
Product: sorbin and SH3 domain containing 3
Exons: 21
Coding region: 852-2714 (620 amino acids)
Biological process (GO): cell-substrate adhesion
Cellular component (GO): nucleus; cell-substrate junction; cytoplasm
Molecular function (GO): protein binding
Source: RefSeq, a predicted model, not a curated record
AUCUGUUCCCUCAACCCUGCCCUAUUUUAUGUAAAUAUGGUAGCUGAUCUCCAAAAUUUUUGACUGUACCAUGUCUAUAAAGUUUAACCUUUUAAGAAUUUUCAUCCAAGCUGGGCGCGGUGGCUCACACCUGUAAUCCCAGCAUUUUGGGAGGCUGAGGCUGGCGGAUCACAACGUCAGGAGAUCGAGACCAUCCUGGCCAACAUGGUGAAACCCCGUCUCUACUAAAAAUACAAAAAUUAGCUGGGUGUGGUGGCACAUGCAUGUAAUCCCAGCUACUGGGGAGGCUGAGGCAGGAGAAUCACUUGACCCAGGGAGUUGGAGGUUGCAGUGAGCUGAGAUUGCGCCAUUGCACUCCAUCCUGGAAGACAGAGCAAGACUUCGUCUCAAAAAAAAAAAAAAAGAAUUUUCAUCCUGACCAAUCUGGGUGACCAAUCAAUUAAAUUGGUUUAGGAAGAGCUUGCCCCAGAUUGGUUGAUUUCAUAAUUUUUCUUUUUAUUAAUUAUUGGGUUUUUCUUUCUGAUCUCUGCAUUGAAAAUUAUUUCCUAAGCCAUAAAGACUUGUUGAGGUACCAUUCUAGAAUCCCCAAUAUUUAUUAUAGUUGUUAUAGUAACAGUGGAACCCAAGUUUCUCCUAAAGCAUUACCCAGCUUUCCUUGCCCAGGCAGAAAAGAUGGCAGAGGGAGGGUGAACCCAGGGCCCAUCUGUGGGUAUGCGCUCCAAUUUCCUAAAUUGUUUGUGGUUAUAACCAUGGCUUCCACCUUGUCUGGCACCGGGUCCACAUCUUUUCUGAGAUCUGCUAGAAGGUCAGAGCCCUAGAGAAUAAGAGAAGCUUGCUGCUGGUGAGGGGGUAUGGCCAGGAUUCCUGGAGUCGGAAGAGCUUCAGCUUCACCAUCUUGGGAGAAGAAGGAAGAAAGUGAAAGCGAUGUGGUCCUUAGUCCCAAGGACCCUGACAGAGGACACGCAGAGGAGCAGCUGGCUUGCCCGGAGUCCUCCGACCUUGACCCAAGCAUGCAGGGCCCACCCCGCAGCCUCCCCGCUGGGCUCAGCCUGGACGACUUCAUCCCUGGCCACCUCCAGUCCCACAUAGGGUCUUCCUCCCGGGGGACACGGGUGCCCGUGAUCCGGAAUGGUGGCUCCAACACCCUUAAUUUCCAGUUCCACGACCCCGCGCCCAGGACUGUGUGCAAUGGGGGCUACACACCAAGACGAGAUGCUUCCCAGCACCCGGACCCUGCGUGGUAUCAGACCUGGCCAGGCCCCGGGAGCAAGCCCUCUGCAAGCACAAAGGUCCCUGCCUCCCAGCACACCCAGAACUGGUCAGCCACGUGGACCAAGGACAGCAAGCGUCGGGACAAGCGCUGGGUCAAGUACGAGGGAAUCGGGCCCGUGGAUGAGAGCGGCAUGCCCAUUGCCCCCCGAUCUAGUGUUGACAGACCCAGAGACUGGUACCGGAGAAUGUUCCAGCAGAUUCACCGGAAAAUGCCAGACCUGCAGCUGGACUGGACCUUCGAGGAGCCACCCAGAGACCCCAGGCAUCUAGGAGCCCAGCAAAGACCUGCCCACAGGCCCGGCCCGGCAGCAUCUUCCAGUGGAAGAAGCUGGGACCACUCUGAAGAGUUACCUAGAAGUACCUUCAGCUACAGACCUGGAGCAUUCUCCACUGUGCUGCAGCCCCCAAAUCAGGUGCUCAGACGCCGGGAAAAAGUAGACAAUGUCUGGACGGAAGAGUCCUGGAACCAGUUUCUGCAGGAAUUAGAGACUGGGCAGAGGCCCAAGAAACCGCUGGUGGACGACCCUGGUGAGAAACCCUCCCAGCCCAUUGAGGUGCUGCUGGAGAGAGAGCUGGCCAAGCUGAGCGCCGAGCUGGACAAGGACCUGCGGGCAAUUGAGACCCGACUGCCGUCCCCCAAGAGCUCCCCGGCGCCCCGACGGGCCCCGGAGCAGCGGCCCCCGGCCGGCCCGGCCUCAGCCUGGAGCUCCAGCUCCCCACAUGCACCUUACCUGGGUUCCGCCCGGUCCCUGAGCCCCCACAGAAUGGCUGAUGGAGGAAGCCCCUUCCUAGGUCGGAGGGACUUUGUCUACCCUUCCUCAACCCGAGACCCUAGUGCCUCUAACGGAGGGGGCAGCCCAGCCAGGAGGGAAGAGAAGAAGAGGAAGGCCGCCAGGCUCAAGUUUGACUUCCAGGCGCAGUCCCCCAAGGAGCUGACUCUGCAGAAGGGUGACAUUGUCUACAUCCACAAGGAGGUGGACAAGAACUGGCUGGAGGGAGAGCACCACGGCCGCCUGGGCAUCUUCCCUGCUAAUUAUGUGGAGGUGCUGCCCGCAGAUGAGAUCCCUAAGCCCAUCAAGCCCCCGACCUACCAGGUGCUGGAGUAUGGAGAGGCUGUGGCCCAGUACACCUUCAAGGGGGACCUGGAAGUGGAGCUGUCCUUCCGCAAGAAUCUUGGCACCCCUGGUCCAGCUCUGUCCCACUCUCGAGGUCCCAGCCAUCCCCUGGACCUGGGGACCUCCUCUCCUAACACCUCUCAGAUACACUGGACCCCGUACCGGGCGAUGUACCAGUACAGGCCCCAGAACGAAGACGAGCUGGAGCUGCGUGAGGGGGACAGGGUGGACGUCAUGCAGCAGUGUGACGAUGGCUGGUUUGUGGGUGUCUCCCGGAGGACCCAGAAAUUCGGAACGUUCCCUGGAAAUUACGUUGCCCCGGUGUGAGUGGUCUCCAUGGCAACUUGGAGCCAGCCAGGAUGGGGUGGGGAGCGGUGGCACUCGUGGGAGGGAGAGGACCCCCGCCCACAUCCUCCUUCCCCAGGACCUGAGCUCCCAGCAUCUGCAGACGACCCCCGCAGCCUUUCCCUCGGACCCCCCUCGAAGCCCCCUGGACUGAUUCCCACCCACGACUCACAGGCAUUCCUCCCACAGCCCUUUCAUUUCCUCCCCACCCCACUCCCCAAAUACAGAGGUCUGCUUUGAAGUGGAGACCAUUUCCAGGCCUUAUUGAGACCAGACCCCAAGUCCCCCACCCCCAUCCUGCUCCAGCGUUUCCUCUAACAGGGACCAGCUCUCCGCUUUGCCCCCACGGGGUUCCUCUAACCAGAACCAGCUUCCUAGCCUCGUAGAGACCAAAGGCCGCCCCCGCCUGCUGGGGUUCCUCCCACCACCCCAGCUUGCUGGCUGCCCUCUUUGCCUUCUGGCCUCCAGCUGGGCUUGGGGGGGCGGAGCAAGGUGGGGGACAGACGCAGCACCUUCUUAGCGAUCUAGGCCUGGCAAGAGCUCUGGCCCCAAGGCCUCCUCUUCCCAGGGGCUGCCAAGUCCUGGCCCUGGCCCUGGCAUAUCACCCCACACUGUGGGGCCAGGCACCACUAGCCUGGCUCAAAUGUUCCCCAGGGAGACUGCUGUGUGCUGCCCGCCUGCCUGCUGGCUCUCCCCCAGCCCCACGUCCCCUCUGGAAGAGAAUGUAAAAUAAACCUGGACACAAGGGA